Molecule: messenger RNA, 1344 nt
Organism: Stereum hirsutum FP-91666 SS1
Lineage: Eukaryota; Fungi; Basidiomycota; Agaricomycetes; Russulales; Stereaceae
Exons: 2
Coding region: 1-1344 (447 amino acids)
Source: RefSeq, a predicted model, not a curated record
AUGUCGACGAGCGUCGGAGGAGCGGGCACGGAGAUGCAAGAUGUGGAUACGGAUGGGGAUACUCGGGAGUGCGAAUAUGAUAAAAAUGGGGAUGGGUUUGUCGGGCGCAGGGAGGUGGAGGAACGAGGAGAGGGCGAAGACGACGAGGAUGUGGAUGUGGAUGUGGACGAUAUAACGCAGGAGUCAGGCCUCGUGUAUCAGGACGACGAACACGGGGUAGAAGGAGAGAUGAUAGAGAAACGACUCAGAAUCAGAGCCUGGGCUCGAGCUCGAGUCGAAGUGGAGGCUGUGGAAGAAGGCGAAGUCGAAGUGGAUGGAUUCGUCGAAGAAAGGGAGGAAGUAGAGAGGGAAGAAGGGCGUGGAUCCGCCGAAGGAAGUGUGAUCGAGGAUGAAGCGGGGAAUAAGCUUGUCUUCCGUCGUGUGGAGCGUAUUGAGAUGCUGGUGGAAGAGGGCGAAGUACUCGAAGAAGAGAAUGAACGCGGACACGAGCACAAGCACGAGCACGAGCGCGGAGAUAAGCUGUUGAGUGGGGAGAUUAUUCCUGGUAUAGAUUCCUAUGGAGAUGAUGAUGGACCUACGAGUAUUCAAGUAGAGGUGGAGGAAGGCGACCUUAUAGACGAAUAUACCGCUGGUGCGAAUUUAGGUGCGGAUGCCAAUCGAGUCGUGCAGAAAGAUUUGACGUCGGCGUCGGAGGAAGAUGAAGUGGUGGACUUUGGGUCAACUGGAGAGUUGCAGGUGAACGAGCUGGAUUUGGACAGGGAUGUAGAGGAUGUGGGAAACGGGAAUGUCAGACGGAGACGAUGGCGGAAGGACUUCGUGGUGCCUCGAUCGGCGUUCAACUCUGCGUCUAGCAGCAUAUCGCCCUCUACAGCAACUACAACAGAUGGCAUUCUAUGUCCUCGCGCGAACGGAAACGCAAACAUUACCACAAACACAAGUCUACGAUUGAAACCCCUACAAGCGAUCCACGACAACUCGUCGUUAAUCCUGGGUCGAACCCCACAUCUUCAUCGUUCGAGCUCUCCCCGAACCCAACCUAAAACCACCUCGCCACACGACCGCUCUCGACGUCUACCUCCGAGCAAACAUUCGCGCCUACAUCGACAACGAUACAUGCAUCGAGCGGAAGAACUUUACUCCAUCACUUACUACAUCCCAGACCUCGAACCGGCAGAAACCUCAGUUCUGGCUGGAGAGAAAGAUGGACUGUAUGCACGUCUGAGGGAACGGGUGUUUUUCCUCAACGGUGGAGACGAUAGGCUCAAUCCAAAUGGGGCGUCGAUACGGAGUGGAGGGUGGAGAGGUGUCGGGAUCCGAUAUGUAUGGUGCGAUCAGUCGACAUGA